AUGCAGAUCUUCGUCAAGACCCUCACAGGCAAGACUAUCACCCUCGAGGUGGAGUCUUCUGACACCAUCGACAACGUCAAGUCCAAGAUCCAGGACAAAGAGGGCAUUCCACCUGACCAGCAGCGUUUGAUCUUCGCUGGAAAGCAACUCGAGGAUGGCCGCACCCUCUCUGACUACAACAUUCAGAAAGAAUCUACUCUCCACCUCGUCCUCCGUCUCCGUGGUGGUAUGCAGAUUUUCGUCAAGACCCUCACUGGCAAGACUAUCACCCUCGAGGUGGAGUCUUCAGACACCAUCGACAACGUGAAGUCAAAGAUUCAAGACAAAGAGGGCAUUCCACCUGACCAGCAGCGUUUGAUCUUCGCUGGAAAGCAGCUUGAAGAUGGCCGCACUUUAUCCGACUACAACAUUCAGAAAGAAUCCACUCUUCAUCUCGUCCUUCGUCUCCGUGGUGGUAUGCAGAUCUUCGUUAAGACUCUUACUGGAAAGACCAUCACAUUGGAGGUCGAAUCAUCAGAUACCAUCGACAACGUGAAGUCAAAGAUUCAAGAUAAGGAGGGCAUUCCCCCCGACCAGCAGCGUUUGAUCUUCGCUGGUAAGCAGCUUGAAGAUGGCCGCACUUUAUCCGACUACAACAUUCAGAAAGAAUCCACGCUUCACCUUGUCCUCCGUCUCCGUGGUGGUAUGCAGAUCUUCGUUAAGACUCUUACUGGCAAGACGAUCACAUUGGAGGUCGAAUCUUCAGACACCAUCGAUAACGUCAAGUCCAAGAUUCAGGAUAAAGAAGGCAUUCCUCCAGACCAGCAGCGACUGAUCUUUGCUGUGUCUAGGACAUAUCUCCGUAAACCAUGCGUCGGGAUGCCCUCAUACUUUUACCAUAUAACGCUUGAGCUAUUGACCUCAUCCUCUGGUAUCACAAACGACUACGAUUCCGCACGAUUGCGGUCGGACCAAACUCUCGCAAACGACGCUGUGCGCGAAGCUUUCCUACCCUUCCAACGCCAUCUUUCCAAACUGAAACCACCCUCUCAUGAUUGUCGCCGCCGUCAUCCUGAUUCGAUAGAUGCGCUUUGGGAUAAUAAUUAUACCACGGUCGGUGGUGGUAGUACUUCGUCAUUGAAUGGUAUUACCGGCGGCCAGCAGCAGGAGGAGCCCCGCUCUGCUACAAAUUCGAGCAGUUCAAAAGUCUCCCAUGUAGACAUUGAGUCGGAUUUGAGAUUUGGUCGAAUUUCUAUCCAGGGCGUCGAUAUGAUUGCUCUCGCGCAAGACAGCAAUAGCAGAAGCAGCAACAACACCGUUCAGUCGAAACGAUCCGGAUACGACAAUGCCACAGCUGUUCGGGAUGACAUGGACGUUAUUACAACUGGGAUAGGUACUGAUAUAUUGGGCGGGCUUCAUACGCGAGGCAAAUAUAUUCCGCUCGAUCAGACAUUGACCGAGAGUGUAUUUGGCAUUGUGCAUUUGUACAGGGACGCCAAGGAAACGCCUUCUCUUACUGUUGAUGAUUCUCCGCUAUAUUUGAAAGGCUCUUCUGCCGCUGCUCGACGACCACCGAAUGAUCAAUCCAUUGGCAGUGCAGAUAGUAGGGUACAGUUGGGAAAUAGCAGCAGUCGCAGCCGCAGCCGCAAUGACACUGACUUCUUCUCGCCGUCUCAUGUGGAUUCACUUGAUAAUGAGGAGUGCUCGACAUUAUGCGUACUGGCUGUACCGUCCUAUCUCUCACCAGCAGAUUUUCUCGGCUUUGUUGGCGAAGCCACGAGGGAUCAAGUCAGUCAUUUCCGCAUGAUAAAGACUGCGAGGGCGAACCGCUAUAUGGUUUUGAUGAAGUUCAGAAAUGGAAAGAAAGCCCGCGAGUGGCAGAGAGAGUGGAAUGGAAAAGUUUUUAAUAGCAUGGAGCCCGAGACUUGCCAUGUCGUUUUUGUCAAAUCAGUUGAGAUUGAAGCUGCGCGGCCACGUGAGAUGUCUGAUACUUCUGAUCAUUCUUCUGCAUUAUCACUGAAUCCUACGAGAUCUCUGGGGGCUGCCAAUAACACGUCUUCUGGUCUCUCAUCAGCAUCGCUGUCGUUAAGACCAUUGGCUCCCCCUACUCCGUCUCUCGUUGAACUUCCUACCUGCCCAGUUUGUCUGGAGCGCAUGGACGAAACAACCGGCCUACUAACCAUCAUCUGCCAACAUGUUUUUCACUGCACUUGUCUCCAGAAAUGGAAAGGAAGCGGAUGUCCCGUUUGCAGAUAUACACUAGACGACUUUGCUCGUCGCAGUCAGACAGGAAUAAUGGGCGAAGGGCCAGCUGAAUGUAGCGUGUGCCAUUCUGAGCUCAAUCUCUGGAUAUGUCUUAUCUGCGGUAGUAUUGGUUGCGGAAGAUACGACGAGGCACACGCCUUUGCACAUUUCAAGGAAACAUCACAUGCCUUCGCUCUAGAUCUAUCAACUCAGCGGGUUUGGGACUAUGUGAGCGAUGCAUAUGUCCAUCGUAUCAUCCAAAGCAAGACGGACGGCAAAUUAGUCGAACUCCCUGCAGCGGACAACUCUGCACUAGAUCCACCAGACUGGACAGACGCCGUUCCUCGCGAGAAACUCGAAAACAUUAGCGUGGAAUAUACGCAUCUCCUCACUAGCCAGCUGGAGAGCCAGCGUUCCUAUUUCGAGGAAAUUGUCGAACGAGCAGCAGACAAGGCCUCCAAGGCCAGCGCGGGCGCAUCAGCAGCCUUAGAAGCAGCCGAAAAGGCUACCCAGCAACUGAAGGAAUUGCAACAACGUUACGAUACCUUAUCUAAAGAUAACGUGCCGGGUCUUGAAAAGGACAAGGAUCGUGCCGAGCGUCGAGCGGAGAAAUUCGAAACUAUGGCUCGCAAAUUGGAAAAGGAAUGGCGCGAAGAAAAGGCUAUGAACGAAAACCUAGUCAAACGGGUUGAACUCUUAAGCGAGGAAGUUGCAAAACUGAAAGCAGAGAAUGCAGAUUUGAGUGAACAGAAUCGUGACCUGACCUUUUUCAUCAGUGGAUCUGAGAGAUUGAAGGAUCAGGGCGAGGAUGUUGUUGAGGGCACGAUUAGUGUUCCGGAGCAGAGUUCUUCGAAGAAAAAUAAGGGAAAAGGGAGACGGAGGUGA
Molecule: messenger RNA, 3108 nt
Organism: Talaromyces atroroseus
Lineage: Eukaryota; Fungi; Ascomycota; Eurotiomycetes; Eurotiales; Trichocomaceae
Product: Polyubiquitin
Exons: 4
Coding region: 1-3108 (1035 amino acids)
Biological process (GO): protein ubiquitination; modification-dependent protein catabolic process
Cellular component (GO): nucleus; cytoplasm
Molecular function (GO): protein tag activity; ubiquitin protein ligase binding; zinc ion binding
Source: RefSeq, a predicted model, not a curated record